AGGAGAUAGGACAAGCCAUGGCGAGGCUGCCUUUCUCGGCCAUUCUCUUGAUGCUGGUGGGAAUUGACCUCAUAAGUGCCCAAGAGACUUUAGCGUACAUCCCUCGCCUCACUCCCCAUAACAUGGAAGGGAAGAUCACCACCUCCACCUUUGUUCUGGAUCAACCGCGAUGCGUUUUCAACAAUGUUGUCAAGGAAGAUGACGAUAUAUGGCUGGUGGUUGCUUACAGCAGCGAGGUGGAUAAGUUUAAACCCCCCAGAUUGCCUUUGGAACUGCCCUUCCAGGAACUCAAGAAGAAUUCCUUUUACAUGACUUUAAGCACCGUCGAGGGAAACUAUCCUUGCCCAGAGGAAGAUAGUAACAAUCUCAAUGUCCUGAGGGUGGGGAGCGAAACCAGCUGCACUUGGGAUCUCUCGAGGCCAGACUGCAACGGCCCCCUGCCUGACCCGGGGCCCUACAGAGUGAAGUUUGUGGUUAUGAACAACCAAGGUAACACAACUGAGACAAAAUGGUCAGAACCUAUCACACUGAUUCAAGGGAAGAGCCCCGAUAGCAUCGACACGUCGCCUGUUCGCCGGAGGACAGGGGUGACCAUCAUUGCCUCUAUCCUCUCCAUCCUCUUUGCCAUCCUGCUGGCUGCCUUCAUCGCCACUUUGUGCUACAAAUAUUCCGACAUCUGCAGUGGUGCCGAUAUGGUGAGUGGGCGGGAUCCAACCAUAACGCACUACACCACUCACCAUAGAUAUGACCAGCCUGCCGCAAGCCGCUCUGAGCCUCAUGUUUUCGGAUAGUCUGCCCGCCCCUGCCUUCCCUCCUGCUGUCGCUGCUGCAGCUCGUUAGACUCGUGCAAGGUGACCUCUAACCUCGGAAGGCGCAUGGCUACGUCCAUGCCCCAGAAUGAUUUUGGGCUGUUUCCUACACUCUAAACAUUUAUAUCGGUGGCCACAGCACCUUUUC
Molecule: messenger RNA, 957 nt
Organism: Rhineura floridana
Lineage: Eukaryota; Metazoa; Chordata; Lepidosauria; Squamata; Rhineuridae
Gene: UPK3B
Product: uroplakin 3B
Exons: 6
Coding region: 18-791 (257 amino acids)
Source: RefSeq, a predicted model, not a curated record